Molecule: messenger RNA, 2031 nt
Organism: Artibeus jamaicensis (Jamaican fruit-eating bat)
Lineage: Eukaryota; Metazoa; Chordata; Mammalia; Chiroptera; Phyllostomidae
Gene: NIPSNAP2
Product: nipsnap homolog 2
Exons: 10
Coding region: 80-940 (286 amino acids)
Cellular component (GO): mitochondrion
Source: RefSeq, a predicted model, not a curated record
GGCCCAGCCGAGGGAGGGGUCGCGGAGGCGGCGGCGUCAGCGGCGGUCCGGACGGUGGGAGCCCAGGUACCGGAGCAACAUGGCGGUGCGAGUGCUGCACGCCUGCGGAGCGGCCUCGGCCGGCGGCCUCCUACAGCUUGCGGUCCCCUGCAGCCGCCUGCCUGGGCUCCGGAGGUUGACAUCUUCCAGUAACAGACUUCGAGAAGACAGCUGGUUGAAAUCCUUAUUUGUCCGGAAAGUUGAUCCAAGAAAAGAUGCUCACUCUAAUCUCCUAGCCAAAAAGGAAACAAGCAGUCUAUACAAAUUACAGUUUCACAAUGUUAAACCGGAAUGCCUAGACGCAUACAACAAAAUUUGUCAAGAGGUGUUGCUGAAGAUCCAUGAAGAUAAACAUUACCCUUGCACUUUGGUGGGGACUUGGAACACGUGGUAUGGCGAACAGGAUCAAGCUGUCCACCUCUGGAGGUAUGAAGGAGGCUAUCCCGCCCUCACAGAGGUCAUGAGUAAACUCAGAGAAAAUCAGGAAUUUUUGGAAUUCCGGAAGGCAAGAAGCAACAUGCUUCUCUCUAGGAAGAAUCAGCUGCUAUUAGAAUUCAGUUUCUGGAAUGAGCCUGUUCCACGGUCAGGACCUAAUAUAUAUGAACUCAGAUCUUACCAACUUCGACCUGGAACUAUGAUUGAAUGGGGCAACUACUGGGCUCGUGCAAUUCGCUUCAGACAGGACAGCAGUGAAGCUGUUGGCGGAUUCUUCUCUCAGAUUGGGCAGUUGUAUAUGGUGCAUCAUCUUUGGGCUUACAAGGACCUUCAGACAAGGGAAGACAUACGGAAUGCAGCAUGGCAUAAACACGGCUGGGAAGAGCUGGUGUAUUAUACAGUUCCACUUAUUCAGGAAAUGGAAUCCAGAAUCAUGAUCCCACUGAAGACCUCGCCCCUCCAGUAAAGCUGCCGACUUUAGAUGUGCCUACAUAGAUUUCUGUGACAAGUAUUUGUCAUGAAUUAAUUUUAAUUGUAUAUCAAGUGAAAAACGCUGAAAUGUAAACUGCUGUACAUAGCUUAUGAGAGACCUCUUUUCUUUAAAAUUUACAUAAUUCUAAGAAAGGAAACUGCUACAGUUUGACUGAUUGUAACAGUGCUCCGCAGUCCUCCUGGAAACCUCCCUGUGUUUGUCCAAUGUCCUUACAGUACUGACCCCCCUCCCAGCCUCCAGGGAAAGAGAGCCCGAACUAAAAUUCGAAUCAUCUCUAAAUAAGAAUCUAAUCAUGGAAAAAAGUCAUUUCUUUUAAAAAGGCAAAUCUGUCUUAUAACUACAGAUUUUUAGACAAAUUUCUUGUAUCAGGAAGCAACACAAAUUUUGUCAUGUUUCUCUGGCAGUGGUUUUGAGUCUCAGACUAGGGACAAAUUAUGAGGGAACCUAAUGCCUAAGUACAUUCUAAUGCACUCUCAUUUUCGGUCAUUGAGCGCAGUAAACGUGUCGUUGCUAAGCUGGUCGUGGCUGCCAAGGUGAUUUACUCAGUGAUUCGGUCCUCACAUGGGGUUGUUGCAGUAUCUCCAUGUGAGAGGGGGAGAUGGCUUGAACCUGUGUAUCAUAUGUGAUUUUAAAAUGAACACCUUAAAUAGCACUAAUUUUUAUUUGUAGUAUUUUUCUAUUACAAAACAAGCACUAGAAAAAGAGGUUUUAUUUUGUAAACAAUCAUUCACGAUCUCAGGCAUUCUCUAUUAAUAUUCUGGUAAGCGCACAGCAGAUACUUCCACGAUCGUGCAUGAGGGGUGUGUGUGUUGACAUUUAAAUUGGCAUAAAGCUGUAUACUUGUCUAGCUCUGUUUGAUUUCGUUUUUUAAUAUAGUGUGCCAGUUUUGUGAAUGUAACCAUGUAGAAGUCCUCUUGAAAUGAAAAAUUGUCUCACUCUCAAAUUAAAUAAUUUAUGUGUAACAAAGUGUGAAUAAAUCUCAUAUCAAAUUUCAAACUUUUACAUGUGAAUGGUUUUCUCUAAGAACCUAUGAAAGUCAAUAAAAUUCUCUGACUUUUCACAUA